GCAGACCAUCCACGACAUGGCAGUGGACGACGAUGCGGCUGCGGCGAUCCCGACGACGCCAUCCCUUGAUCCGACACCAAGUGCGUUUCGAGCAUGGGUGGAACAAGAAGCACUUAUGAUCAUUGGCCUGCUGGCGGCCACUGGAGUCAUUAGCGGUGGGUUUGUUUUGGGCUUGCAUCGCAGGAAAGCCCGCGAGUUGCAUGAAUUGGAGCGAGAACGGACUCGCAAGGGUUCGAAGAAGAUCGUGGUUGCGAAACCAGUUGCUCGCAAGAAGUUGCCAACGGGUGUGACGUGGUGGGAACGAGCGAUCGGCGUCAAGUCGUCCAAGAUGUCAGCGGCUGCUGCUGCACGAAGCGCGCUCAUCGGUGGCACCGUCUUGGCUACUGCCGGCACGGGGGUGAUUGUGCUUGGCAUAGCGGCGGCCUCAGGAGUGUCAAGCUAUAGUGAUUUCCAUUCCAAGAUGAGCGUCGUGGUGCCUCGUUUCCGAAAGAACGUGGGGGACUUCUUUGGCAUUGUGCCCAAGGCUGGUCCGACCCCGGAGCAGUUGGAACAGGAUCGUCAAGACAUGGCCCUCCUUGUAAGCAUUUUCUCCGAAGAGGAAAAAGAAAACUAAGCUGCCACGCACAUAAUACAACUCAAUUUAUCCACGAA
Molecule: messenger RNA, 651 nt
Organism: Aphanomyces astaci
Lineage: Eukaryota; Oomycota; Saprolegniomycetes; Saprolegniales; Verrucalvaceae
Exons: 1
Coding region: 17-613 (198 amino acids)
Source: RefSeq, a predicted model, not a curated record